This is a messenger RNA of Centropristis striata (black sea bass), 3695 nucleotides long. RefSeq names its product BRISC and BRCA1 A complex member 2 (gene babam2). Gene Ontology annotation, biological process: double-strand break repair. The record is from RefSeq and is a predicted model, not a curated record. Gene Ontology annotation, cellular component: BRCA1-A complex; BRISC complex. Lineage: Eukaryota; Metazoa; Chordata; Actinopteri; Perciformes; Serranidae. The coding region runs from base 152 to 1312 and encodes 386 amino acids. The transcript is spliced from 12 exons.
UUUAUCCUUUUCUCCUUCUUUCAGGUACUUUUACCCACACCGCAUGUUGUUUCCAAAUAGGCAAUAAUGAAUAUGCUAUUUUUGGAGAAAGGUAGUUGUUCAAAUUGUGGCAAUUUGGUGCUGUAUUAUUAGACGCCUCAGAGUGGAUACAAUGAACAACAUGUCCCCUGAAGUUGCACUGAACCGGAUCUCACCUGAGUUGCGGCCCUUGCUGUGCAGCGUUGUGCGAAACGGACGUGUAGGACUCGACUCGACAAACUGUCUCCGUGUCACAGACCUCAAAACUGGAUGUACAUCUCUGACCCCUGGUCCCUGCUGUGAUCGCUUUAAACUUCACAUCCCCUAUGCUGGAGAAACCCUGAAAUGGGAUAUCAUAUUCAAUGCACAGUAUCCAGAAUUGCCACCAGAUUUUAUUUUUGGAGAAGAUGCAGAGUUUCUUCCUGAACCCUCCGAACUACCACACCUGGUCCAGUGGGAUGCUGGAGACCCGGAGUGUUUGCUCCAGCUGGUGAAGGAGCUCAUCCAGCAGUACCAUCACUACCAAUGCCAGCGUCUGCGUGAAAGCUCCAGGCUGCUCUUUGAGUAUGAUAGCCUGCUGGAGGAUCCCAACUAUGGCCGCAACAUGGAGAUUUAUGCCGGACGCAAAAACAGCUGGACGGGAGAGUUUUCAGCUCGCUUCCUUCUCAAACUCCCUGUGGACUUCAGCAACAUCCCCGUCUAUCUCCUAAAGGACACAGCGUUGGACCCUGGAGAAGAUGUGGCCCUUCUCUCAGUGAGCUUUGAGGAUGCUGAGGCGACCCAAGUCUUCCCUAAACUCUACCUGUCCCCCAGCAUUGAACAUGCUCUGGGAGGCUCUUCAGCACUUCAUAUCCCAGCAUUCCCCAGUGGAGGAUGCCUAAUCGACUAUGUCCCUCAAGUGUGCCAGUUACUCACUAACAAGGUGCAGUAUGUCAUCCAAGGCUAUCACAAGAGGAGAGAGUACAUCGCCGCCUUCCUCAGCCACUUUGGAAUGGGUGUGGUGGAGUAUGAUGCCGAGGGAUUCACAAAACUCACUCUUCUACUAAUGUGGAAGGACUUUUGCUUCCUGGUACACGUGGAUCUCCCACUGUACUUCCCCAGGGACCAGCCCACCCUUACCUUCCAGUCUGUGUACCACUUCACCAACAGCGGCCAGCUCUAUUCUCAGGUGCAGAAGUCGUAUCCCUACAGCCCACGCUGGGACGGCAACGAGAUGGCAAAGAGGGCCAAGGCGUACUUCAAGAGCUUCAUCCCUCAGUUCCAAGAGGGAGCCUUUGCCAACGGGAAACUCUAGUACUCUCCAGCUUAAUGACAUGCCUGGAGAGUUGCCUGUGGGAGUGUGUAUGUUGGUGUGUGUUUGUGCAUGUCAUUGUGUACCUGUAUAUGCACAGACUUAAAUGUGUGAAAUGUGCUGCACUGUAACAGUACAGUGAGAAUGACAGUGUGCCCUUGCACACAGGCGCUGUGAAUUCCACAUUGUUUGACCUUGAAAUGGUUUCGUCUCAGAACAUUCUCCUUUUAUUUUUUCGUUUUUUUUCUUACUUUCUUUGAUGUAGAAGAACAUGUCCAGACACUGCAACAUGCUACAAGAAAAUCAUUUUACAACAAAACAGAAUUUAUAGUGUAGCUACAAGCAAGUGAUGUGAAAAUUAGGUUCCUCCACACCUCAAAGAUUAUGUGAAAAUAGCAGAAACAUGAACACUGACUUCGUUUACAUGCACAUAAUAUUCCAAGUUUUGCCCCUAUUCUGAAAAAGACAAUAUUCCUAAUAAACUGCGCAAUGAAAAUGAAUGUUACACUAAUAUUGCAGCCGUAUGUACUCCAAUUAACAUGAAAUGCUCUGCUUUGUCUGCAGUGUUUAAUAUUUUACAUAAAAAAAAUGUUUUUGAUGAUUUGUUUGAGUGCACAAACACAGCCUCCCUCUUUAAUUCCAUUAACCACCUUCUUUGAAAACAUGUCAAUAUCCAAGUUCAGGUUGGGCUGCAUCAUCCAUCAUGGAUGGCUGACCGUCAUCGACCACUGAGCCAGACAUCAUGAUUAAAAAGCCGGCUGUCUCAGUCCUCAGUCCUGACAACAAUGCCACUAUAAUGAUUUAAGCUAGAUGUUAGGUCUGGUCGCUGAUUAAAACAUAUUGUUGCAGAUCGCCUUUCAUAACUGGUCAAAUGACAGCAUAUUUAAAAACCCUGACAUGAAUAAACACCAGUGGGGAGGGUAGGAACCUAAGGGUAAAGAGAGUAGGUGAGGAUGGGCUGCAAAAAAUAAAAAUAGUAAUUAAAAUCCAACAUACAGUACCAGUCAAAAAUUUGGACACACCUUCUCAUUUAAUGUUUCUUCUUUAUUAUUUGUCAUUUUCAACAUUGUAGAUGAAUACUGAAUAUAUCAAAACUAUGAAAGAACACAUAUGGAAUUAUGUAGUAAACAAAAAAAGUGUAGAACAAACCAGAAUACGUUUUAUAUUUUAGAUUCUUUAGAGUAGCCACCUUUUGCUUUGAUGACAGCUUUUCAGUUAACAGGUGUGCCUUAUCAAGAGUUCAUUUGUGGACUUUCUUACUUUCUUAAUGUGUUUGAGACCAUCAAAGCAAAAGUGGCUACUUUGAUGAAAAAUAUAAAACAUAUUCUGGUUUGUUUAACACUUUUUUGUUUACUACAUAAUUCCAUAUUUAUUCCAUUAUAGUUCUGAGGUCUUUCAUAUUAGAAAAUAUUAGAAAAAUCAUUGAGGAGAAGAAGUGUUCAAACUUUUUAUUGGUACUGUAUAUACAUUUAAACAAUAAAAAAUAUCAUCCAUCACAUUGUUACACUGUGGACAUCCCUAAUCCAAAUCUUUCAUAAAGUCAUAUGUUUCUCCUUCUGACCAGAAAUAUGGACUUUUUGUUUGGGCCUGUGUGUCUACCCCAGCUUUGUAAACUGAUGGAUAGUAACUUUGUGUAUAACAACCAUGUAACAAUGUACAGCUGUAGCCAUCAACAAGCAGUAAAACCCCAAACUGUGACACAUAUUCUGACUGCACUGUAUACAACUCUAAAUAAUUCCCUUAAAACUUCACCCCACAUAUCCCACGUCUAAACAGGAAAAUGCUCCAUAUGGAAUAAUUCUGAAUAUCCAAACAGAAUUUGAUGUUCAUAUGACCUCUAUCAAAUUUGGAAUAUUAGUGUGCAUAAAUGUGGUUAUUGUGCUCACACUCACUUUUUUAGGAUCAGACUAAAAUGAUUAUUUGUUGCCAGCUCACAGUGAAGGGCCUUUAUUUUUUAGGAAACUUAAAAACUUUGACAGGAACUUGAUGUGACAACCUGUCCCAACGACCCAGUAAUUACUAUUAUUGUUUAAUAACAUUGUGCCAAUGACGCCUGGCUUCAAUUAGUCAAACCACAGACGGUUUGGCUCACAACACUCCAUCCAGAGCUGCCAUGCUGUGAAAGAUAUUUGUUGAUAUGUAAACAACAUGUAAAACACAAAGAGCUGUGGGGAUGAUGCAAAGACUUUUAUUCACUGUUUGUCAAGUAAAGCUCCAGUGUCAAUGUUAAAAUCCUCCACAACUAUUUUUUUCCCCUUUUAAUCGUCUGUAUGUUCCAUUUGACCAUUUUACGCUCUGUGAAGUCUUUUACUGACAGGUUGACAGUACUGUAAAUGACUGAAUGUUUGGUCAACAUUUUUAUUCAGUAAAGAAGUUUCCCCUGACA